Callorhinus ursinus (northern fur seal) is the source of this 1871-nucleotide messenger RNA. RefSeq names its product tRNA splicing endonuclease subunit 15 (gene TSEN15). The record is from RefSeq and is a predicted model, not a curated record. Lineage: Eukaryota; Metazoa; Chordata; Mammalia; Carnivora; Otariidae. Gene Ontology annotation, molecular function: nucleic acid binding. Gene Ontology annotation, biological process: tRNA splicing, via endonucleolytic cleavage and ligation.
CACCACCCGCUCGCCGCCCUGCCCGGCAUGGCGGAGCGCGGCGAUUCCGAGCCCACCCCGGGUUGCAGCGGUCUGGGCCCGGGCGGCGUUCUCGGCGGUGGCGGCGGCGGCGGCGGCGGCGGCGGCGGCGCCCACUCAUGGGCCCCGGAGGACGCCUGGAUGGGCACCCACCCAAAGUAUUUAGAAAUGAUGGAAUUAGAUAUAGGAGAUGCCAGCCAAGUUUACAUAGCAUUCUUGGUUUACCUGGACCUCAUGGAGAGUAAAAGUUGGCAUGAAGUAAAUUGUGUUGGAUUACCAGAUCUCCAGCUCAUCUGCCUUGUCGGUACAGAGAUAGAAGGAGAAGGGUUACAGACGGUGGUGCCUACACCCAUCAGGGCUUCCCUCAGCCAUAACAGGAUAAGGGAGAUCUUGAAGGCAUCUCGAAAAUUGCAAGGUGAUCCAGAUUUGCCAAUGUCUUUUACUUUGGCCAUAGUGGAGUCCGAUUCCACAAUAGUCUAUUAUAAACUUACUGAUGGAUUUAUGCUGCCAGACCCUCAGAAUAUUUCCCUUAGAAGAUGACACCUAUACUUCCUGAAGCUUACUGUGAGAGUGGAUUUGAGAUCCGUCAGCCUGGUUCAUCUUUUAUCUCAGAGGUGGUUAGGGUUGACUUAGCUGGUCCUAUUCCAUAAGUUUUUCUUUUUGAAGAAUAAAACUUUCCCAGAUAGAAGAAUUUUUUUGUUGAUAAAUAUAGGGUAGUUGCUCUAGAACUUUCUUACCUGGAGACAGUUUAAUUACAUUUAAAUACAAGUUGAUGCUUAGGAUGUGUUCAGAGGGGUGGAACACGUGUGUUUCUUCUGUCAUCUGCCACCCAUAGCUGCCUCAUUGUUCAUUGCUGCCACUGCUAACACAUUGUUGAGACUUACCUUUCUCUAAUUCAACCCUCUCAGUGCCUUUUGGCCACUAUAGCUAGCCUGCGGUGGUGUUUCAUAGAUACCUGGACACUUGGAGAGUUUGCUCAGUCUCCUUUUAAAUCCCCAAUAGAAAGUAACAGUUUUCUUUCUAUUGGUUUUUAUGUGGCAUUUACUGUUGACUUUAAGUCAAAAGUAAAGAUAUGCUCAUCCAGAGUAUAAAAUUACAUCCCUGUCAGACUAAUAGGGACCAGAGGAGUGCUACCAAUGAGUUACUUCCUACCUAAGUAAAGGAAGUACGGGGCCUUCCUUUCCAUUCUUAUUACCACCACCCUUAUUAUAUCAUGGUUAGAAUAUUAUGUGAGAUGGUGAGAAACGGUGUCAGCUUUAAAGACAUCUUUAUUAAGUAGACCCAGUUAUUCCACUUUUGUUAAUACCUCCCAGUUAUGUUGCCUAAAGUAUAAAAAUUAUAUGCACAAAGAUUCCAAGUGACAUUAAUUGUAAUAGCCAAAAUAAUCACUUAAAAGUUUUAGGAAGGGGUCACCAAACUUUUUCUGUAAAGGGCAGAAAAGAAAUAUUUUAGGCUUCGCAAACCAUACAGUCUCUCUUAAAACUUCUCAAAUGUGCCAUUUGUAGUACAAAAAUAACCAUGGACAAUACGUAAAUAAAUGGGCAUGGCUGUGUUCUAAUAAAACUUUAUUUACAAAUGCAGGGCCAUAGUUUGCCAAUCCCUGGUAUAAGGAAAUAGUUAAUAAACAGAUAUAGAUAGCCAAUGAAUGGUACAUUAUGUACUCAUUAAAAAUUAGUAAUGAAUAAAUGAAAAACAUGAGAAAAUAAUUAAAAAAGCAAGAUAUGAAAGUGUGUGAAUGGGUAAGUUCAUGGCUAUAAAUAACACACCAAGUAUAUAAUAAAAGGGUGACAAAAUAAAUUACUAACUGUUCUUAUAAUAGGGUGGCAGAGCAAUAAAUGGAUGACUUUGUCUUU